UGGACAUAUGUUUAAUGAACCAAGAAAAACUUAAUCGUUUUCUAUUGCCUGGUGAAAAGGUCAUUAAGAGACCAUCCAAUUUUCCAUCACUUCCAGUAGACACUGAAGCACAACUGAAUUCUCUUGAGAAUUUCUUGAAAGAUGAUGGCAAUUUAUCUGCAGCAUCUAUAUAUUUUGCGAAGUAUGUUGAUCCUGGUAGUCUUGAUUCAUCAGUAAGAAAAAUUUUAUCAAAAAUUAUGACUAACACUUUAGCUCAAACCUUUAGUUUUCAAGGUCGAGGAAAUAAAUGCAAAUUUGAAGCGCUAAAAAUUUGGGAUCUUGUACAAGGUUUUGUAUGUUUUUAUGUUGUUUGGUUUUGUUAAGUUUAGAAGACGCUUUCUAUAAUUUUAAUUUUAUUCUUCCUAUUUGCUUGAUUUUAUGUCUCUUAAAAACACUCGAUAUUUUAUCCGUAUUGUAUCCGUUAUUAU
This is a messenger RNA of Wasmannia auropunctata (little fire ant), 467 nucleotides long. RefSeq lists its product as uncharacterized. The transcript has 2 exons. The record is from RefSeq and is a predicted model, not a curated record. The coding region runs from base 15 to 362 and encodes 115 amino acids. NCBI's taxonomy places the organism in Eukaryota, Metazoa, Arthropoda, Insecta, Hymenoptera, Formicidae.